AUGUAUUCAGACCCAUUCAAAGCGGUUACCAGAAAGUUAUCCGACAAUGUGUUGAUAGCUUCGGCUCCGUUCAGCAUAUUCAACAGAUUGAGAGUCGGAGCUCGAAUGUCCUUGUUCCAUUACGAUGGGAAAGUGGUUGUUUACUCGGCAUUUCCCUACGGCAGUGAAGUUGUUAGAGCUCUAAAGGAGCUUACUGGUAAAGACGAAUUCGACGUGUCUCACAUCAUCGUGCCCAAUAAAGAGCACUACAAGGCAGUGGGAGGAUUCAAGCGGGCGUUUCCAAAGGCCAAGGUAAUCACUCUGGAAAAGUUCCAAACUGACGAAUUUGAGGUUGACUACAGAAUCCCAUUUAGUGAAGGUAAUAAGGUCCUCGAUGAGAAGGCUUUGAAAGCCAUUGGAAUAAAGGAAGAAUCAUUUCUUAAGAACUUCCAGUUGGUGUUCUUGAGCCGUCACCGUCUAAAGGAAUUGGUCUUAUAUGAUAAGAAUUCCAAGUUUGUUACUUCGGCAGACUUUGCACUUUCCUUCUCAAGUGGUCGUGAUGGGGUUGAACAGUACGCGGAAGAAACUGGGUGGCCCAAGGGAAGUAAUCCAUAUUCCGGAUGGUCUUACUUACUCAGAUGGUGUUAUCCUGGUAACAAACUUUGGGUUAACCAAGUCAACAAGCUGAAUAUGACAGACACUGAGGAAGGAAGAGCAGGUAUUAAGGCCAUAUACAGUUUAGACUUCACUAAAUUGAUUCCAUGUCACGGGAAUAUUUUGGACGACGGCAAACAAGUACUUACCUCUUACUUCAGUUUCUUGGACACAAAGUAG
This is a messenger RNA of Yamadazyma tenuis ATCC 10573, 813 nucleotides long. RefSeq lists its product as uncharacterized. NCBI's taxonomy places the organism in Eukaryota, Fungi, Ascomycota, Pichiomycetes, Serinales, Debaryomycetaceae. The record is from RefSeq and is a predicted model, not a curated record.